Pygoscelis adeliae (Adelie penguin) is the source of this 741-nucleotide messenger RNA. RefSeq names its product deiodinase, iodothyronine, type I (gene DIO1). Lineage: Eukaryota; Metazoa; Chordata; Aves; Sphenisciformes; Spheniscidae. The transcript has 4 exons. The record is from RefSeq and is a predicted model, not a curated record. Gene Ontology annotation, molecular function: thyroxine 5'-deiodinase activity.
AUGCUCGGCAUCAGGGUAUUCCUACAAAAAAUCCUGAUUCUUCUGCACGUUACUACGUGUGCUGUCGUUGGCAAAACACUGAUGAUACUGUUCCCUAAUGCCAUGAAAAGAUACAUCCUAAAACAGGGCGAAAAGAGCAGAAUGAAUGAGAAUCCAAAGUUCAGCUACGAAAACUGGGGUCCGACUUUUUUCAGCUUCAAGUAUUUGCUCUUCGUGCUGAAGGUGAAGUGGAAGAGGCUGGAGGACGAAGCCUACGAGGGACAUCCUGCUCCCAACACGCCGGUGGUGGCUUUCAACGGGGAAGUUUGUCACCUCCUUGAUUUCAUGCAAGAUAACCGACCUUUAAUCCUGAAUUUUGGAAGUUGCACCUGACCUUCAUUUAUGUUAAAAUUUGAUGAGUUCAACAAGCUCAUCAAAGAUUUCAGCUCAAUAGCAGAUUUCCUUAUCAUCUACAUCGAAGAAGCUCACGCAGUAGAUGGAUGGGCUUUUAAAAACAAUAUUGUUAUUAAAAAUCACAGAAGCCUUGAAGAUCGAAAAAUUGCAGCACAAUUUCUUCAGAAAAAUAAUCCUUUAUGUCCAGUGGUUUUAGACACUAUGGAAAACCUGAGCAGUUCAAAAUACGCUGCCUUGCCAGAACGACUGUAUCUACUUCAAGGAGGGAAGGUCAUCUACAAGGGAGGAGUGGGGCCUUGGAAUUAUCACCCCCAGGAAAUACGCGCCAUCCUGGAAAAACUGAAAUAG